AUGGGGUCAAUGAUCGAUGAGAAUAUUGAUAUUAUAUGCUGGAUGAGCAUCGCUGCCAUCAAUUCUACUCUAUUGAGGCAAUCAGGACGUGCGGCUAGACGAUUAUCAAUUAUGGCAAGUACACAGCAAGAGAAAGUGGGAAAGAGCAAGGUUCAAUUUUCCCUGAAAACACCAAAAGGAACCAAGGACUGGUCCGACAAGGACGUGGUAAUCAGGGAAGAGAUCUUCUCCAGACUAUCAGGUUUGUUCAAGCGUCACGGCGGUAUCACUUUGGAUACUCCUGUUUUCGAGCUUCGCGAAAUCUUGGCUGGAAAAUAUGGUGAAGAUUCCAAGUUGAUCUACAACCUAGAAGACCAAGGUGGUGAGCUCUGCUCGCUGCGUUACGAUCUGACUGUUCCAUUUGCCAGAUUUGUAGCCAUGAACAACAUCCAGAGCAUGAAACGUUACCACAUUGCCAAGGUGUACAGAAGAGACCAGCCUGCUAUGACAAAGGGCCGUAUGAGAGAAUUCUAUCAGUGCGAUUUCGACAUUGCUGGUAGCUAUGACUCUAUGAUCCCAGAUGCCGAGGUCUUAUCUAUAGUAGUAGAGGGUUUGUCAAACCUCGGAAUCAAGGACUACAAAAUUAAACUGAACCACAGAAAAAUCCUGGAUGGUAUCUUCCAGGUUGCCGGCGUGUCGGACGAAAACGUGAGAAAGAUAUCUUCUGCGGUUGACAAGUUGGACAAGUCACCAUGGGAGGCCGUGAAACACGAAAUGGUUGUGGAAAAAGGUCAAACUGAAGAGACGGCGGACAAGAUCGGUGAGUACGUCAAACUCAACGGUACUUUGCAAGAAAUUUACGCUCUUCUAUCCCAAGAUUCCAGCAUCACUUCUAAUGAGAAGGCUAAACAGGGUUUGGACGAGAUGGCUACUCUUAUCAAGUACUCUGAAGCCCUAGAGAUUGACUCACACAUUUCUUUCGAUCUUUCGCUCGCUAGAGGCCUUGACUACUACACCGGUAUCAUUUUCGAGGCAGUGACCUCCGCGUCUGCUCCCCCUAAGAACGCUGCUGAGUUGAAGAAGAAAGCAAAGGGUGUUGAGGACGCUUCUGAAUAUGUCGGUGUUGGCUCCAUUGUUGGCGGUGGCCGUUAUGACAACUUGGUUAACAUGUUUGCUGAGAGCACUGGCAAAAAAUCGGGGCAGAUUCCUUGCGUAGGUUUGUCCUUUGGUGUGGAGAGAAUUUUCUCUAUCCUCAAACAAAGAGCUGAGCAGGCUUCUGCGAUAAGACCAACCGCCACUAAAGUUUAUGUCAUGGCAUUUGGUGGCGGUAAGGACUGGGCUGGCUACUUGCCCGAAAGAAUGAAGGUCACUAAGCAAUUAUGGAAUGCUGGCAUUGCAACCGAGUUUGUCUACAAGGCCAAGAGCAACCCUAGAAAGCAAUUUGAUGCUGCUGACAAGUGUGGCUGUCCAUUAGCCGUCAUUCUUGGAAAAGAGGAGUACCUCGACAACAAGCUGCGUGUUAAGAGACUGGGCCCAGAAUUUGCUAACGACGAUGGCGAACUAGUCGACGCGGCCGACCUUGUGGUUGUCGUGAAGCGCAAGCUCGACGAAAUCUACCAGGAUGACGCUGACGAAGUCACCAAGCUGUUCAGACAAUUGUAA
Molecule: messenger RNA, 1641 nt
Organism: Lachancea thermotolerans CBS 6340
Lineage: Eukaryota; Fungi; Ascomycota; Saccharomycetes; Saccharomycetales; Saccharomycetaceae
Gene: HTS1
Product: histidine--tRNA ligase
Exons: 1
Coding region: 1-1641 (546 amino acids)
Biological process (GO): mitochondrial translation; histidyl-tRNA aminoacylation
Cellular component (GO): mitochondrion; cytoplasm
Molecular function (GO): ATP binding; histidine-tRNA ligase activity
Source: RefSeq, a predicted model, not a curated record